CCUGGGACUCGCCGGGCCCGACCCGUCGAAACUACAUCUCCCGACGGGCGUUGCGUGGGAGCGCAGGCGCCUGGUGGAGAUACGAUGGGCGGGGCCACGGGCUGCGCCGGAAAGGAAAGAGAGCCUGCGCAGGUGUGCGCGGCCCGUGCUGUUAUUGCGCGUGCGCUGGGCUGACGCCGUGGUUCGCCAGAUCCAUGCAAACCUCAUUCCUGCUAAGGACAGAGAGACUUGGACGACUUACGUGGCCCAGAUUUCUCGAGGGAGAGAUAGAAUGAGUAAGAGGAAGAAGCUUCGAACCGCAGCAGGCCAAGGAAUCCAUCCCCCAAAACCUCCCAAGAACCCAAGGCCUGGAGACUCCGACAGAGGCUCCCGAAGUUCCAAGCUGGGCAGCUUGCGGCACCCCAGUGAGUCAGAAGACAGCUCGACACCCACUACCCCCACAGAGCUCAGCAGGCAGGAGCCAGGGCCGGCUGUCUCCAGCUUCCCUGAGGAGACCUCAGCUGCCUCCCUCCUGGAGCAACUAGAAAAAGAGGCCACCCUCCUUCCCCCUUCCCAGACUUCACUCGGGAGAUUUGUCCCUCAGUUUGCAAAACCCAGGAAGACAGUGACAAGAAAAGCAAAGACAUUGGAAGAGGAUCCCGAGAGGAGGGCUGUUAGCCUGGAAGCUCUGCCCAGCCCCAGUGCCCCAUGGCUGCCAGAGGGAUCCCUGGGGCCAGGAGAUCAGAUGCCAGCAGACAGCCCCCACUCCGAGCAGAGCAGCCAGAAACCUGGGACACCUAUGCCUGGAGAUGGGCCAGGAUCCUGUAACUCAGAGAUGACCAGCCAGGACCCAGUGUCAGAGCAAGGGACCAGCACGUCAGAUGGUGGGAACCUUCUUAGCAGUGGGCCUGAGAGGGCUCAGGUGCCAGAUCUCCCCUCAAAAGGGAAGCUUUCCUGCAGUGCUGAAGGGAGGAAGCCAGCCCAAGGAGGCUCCCAGGAGGGCAGUGCCUGGCCUGGGACCCCAGAAGAAGGAGAUGGCAUCUCCAGUGCCCCUGUGUCCCCUCCCACAUUGGCCACACUGUGCAUGAAGACCUUCCCUGAAGCCCAGGACCUCCCGGAUCCCAGGCAGACACCCAGAGGGGCAGGUGGGCAGGCAGAGUGCAGCUGUGGUGGCCCAACAUGCACUUCCCUGGGGAGUGCUGUCAUGGAGAACAUGAGCACAGUUGCCCCUGAGACAGAGCAGAAGACCCUGGGGGCGUCCGGGCCAGGUGUGCAGCCUGACACCCGGCCACCAGCCUCUCCUGGGAGGCAGACCCUUCAUGGCUGCAGGCCUCUGGCUGAGGAGAUCACAGGGGACAGGGCAGAGGCAGGGCCAGAAGAUAAUCUCCACAGCGAUGCCCCAGGGAGCCCUGAAGCUUUCUGGGCUGUGGUUCCAGGAAACCGAGAGCCUACACUGGAUGCUGAAGACCCUGGCCACCCAGUGCCAGAUGUGGGCCCAGAUGUUGAUCAGACCCAGGUGCCUGACCCCACCACACGUGUCCUGUCUUUAAUGACACAGUGUGGGGACAGACAGGUAGCUGAGUCAGGCAGCCAGUGCCUUGAAGGAGGUGGCAUUGGGCUCAGCCUGGCCCUCUGUGCCUUAUGUCCUCUGGAGCACAGGGCUGCCACCGAUGGCCCUCUCUUGGAGGCCAGGGCCCAACAGGGCAGCCCAGAAGUGCCCACAGACCCACCAGGCCCACUCCAGCACACUCUGGACUCUGUGAGUCAGGCCGCGUGGUCAGAGUCCUUGGCCAUGGAGCUCGACUUCCUGCCCGACAGCCAGCUGCGGGAUGCCCUGGAUGCCCCUGAUUUGGAAGCCCCACUUGAGCAGGGAUUGAACUCCGAUCCUUGUGCUUAUGAGGGUGCUCCCACACGGAAUGAGUCGAGCAUCUGCUGGCCCUGCCCCAGCCCCAGUGCCAGCGGGGGAGACCGAGUCCCAGUGAUGGAGGCCCAGCCCAGGAUGGAAGAUGCCUCAGACAUGGUGCGCGGCCUCAUUUUGGAGCUGUCCAACCUGAACCGGCUGAUCAUGAGCACCCACCGUGACCUAGAAGCCUGCAAGCGCCUUAGCUCCAGAAAGGCCCGGAAGGGGGCUGGGCCCGUGUCCUGGGGUGAACAGCCCCGGAGGGAUCUGUAGGUCUCUGCCACCUGGCUCUUCGCUCUGCUCCUACCUAGAGUUUUGUUUCCAAGAUGCUCCAGGGGUUCCUAGCAACCUCCCCCAUCAGCCAGAAAUUCCCCUCCCAAGGACGCAGGAGCCCUGUGGGGUGGGGCCUCCUGUGCCGCACUUGGAGGUGACACCCUGAAGCCCCAGAGACCGUGACCACUCCAAAAAGUCAGUGAGUCCCAAGCAUGUAAGGUUUAUCUGAUGUUAAAGGUUAUUUUUCUCCUGGAGAAGCACAGGGCCCUCUUUGUUAAUUGUAUCCUCCUCUCUCCCACUUUCCAUUUUUUCUUUCAGGAAGACCAGUAAUAAAAAAAUGAC
This is a messenger RNA of Fukomys damarensis (Damara mole-rat), 2494 nucleotides long. RefSeq names its product chromosome unknown C19orf57 homolog (gene Brme1). The record is from RefSeq and is a predicted model, not a curated record. Gene Ontology annotation, biological process: double-strand break repair involved in meiotic recombination. The transcript has 11 exons. Lineage: Eukaryota; Metazoa; Chordata; Mammalia; Rodentia; Bathyergidae. Bases 272 to 2152 code for a protein of 626 amino acids.